Messenger RNA from Eublepharis macularius, 2415 nucleotides. It is a transcript of the gene MLH1, whose product is annotated as mutL homolog 1. Bases 121 to 2376 code for a protein of 751 amino acids. The transcript has 20 exons. The record is from RefSeq and is a predicted model, not a curated record. Gene Ontology annotation, molecular function: ATP binding; mismatched DNA binding; ATP hydrolysis activity. Gene Ontology annotation, biological process: mismatch repair. Gene Ontology annotation, cellular component: MutLalpha complex. Lineage: Eukaryota; Metazoa; Chordata; Lepidosauria; Squamata; Eublepharidae.
UUCUCAACAUAAGGCAGCCUCAUAUUGGUCCAGAGUGUCAAUCUCACCCCAUCAGCAUCCCAUUCUCCCCCCGUUACUUUGUUUAAUUCCAGUCCCUAAGUUUCGCUCACUGCUCCAGCCAUGGCUCUGAUGGCAGGUGUAAUCCGGCGGUUGGAUGAGACUGUGGUGAACCGCAUCGCAGCUGGAGAGGUCAUCCAAAGACCAGCCAAUGCCAUUAAGGAGAUGAUGGAGAACUGCUUGGAUGCCAAAGCUACUAGUAUCCAGGUGACAGUUAAGGAUGGUGGUCUGAAAUUAAUCCAGAUACAAGACAAUGGGUGUGGUAUUAGAAAGGAAGACAUGGAUAUUGUCUGUGAGAGAUUUACAACAAGUAAAUUGCAGACAUUUGAAGAUCUAGCUAGUAUUUCUACAUACGGGUUUAGAGGCGAGGCUCUGGCUAGUAUAAGUCAUGUUGCCCAUGUAACCAUAACAACUAAAACAAGUGAUGCAAAGUGUGCGUACAGGGCAAGCUAUUCUGAUGGAAAAUUGAAAGCCACACCCAAACCUUGUGCUGGAAACCAGGGAACUCAGAUUACAGUUGAAGAUCUAUUUUACAACGUAGCCACCAGGAGGAAAGCUUUAAAGAAUCCUAGUGAAGAAUAUGGAAAAAUAUUGGAAGUCGUUAGCCGAUAUGCUGUUCAUAAUUCUGGCAUCAGCUUUUCAGUUAAAAAGCAAGGUGAAACAGUAGCAGAUGUCAGAACGCUGUCGAAUGCAACAAUAGUAGACAAUAUUCGGUCCAUCUUUGGGAAUGCGGUUAGCAGAGAGUUGAUUGAAGUGGGCUGUGAAGAUGAAACACUGGCUUUUAAAAUGACAGGCUGUGUUACCAAUGCAAACUAUUCAAUGAAGAAAUGUACCUUUUUGCUUUUCAUAAAUCAUCGACUGGUUGAGUCAAGUGCUUUGCGGAAAGCAAUAGAAACUGUAUAUGCUGCCUAUUUACCCAAAAAUACACAUCCGUUCUUGUACAUAAGCCUUGAAAUAGCCCCCCAGAAUGUAGAUGUGAAUGUGCAUCCCACAAAGCAUGAGGUCCAUUUCCUUCAUGAAGACCACAUCUUGGAGCAUGUGCAGCAGCAUAUAGAGAACAAAUUGUUGGGCUCAAACUCCUCAAGGAUGUAUUUCACCCAGACCUUGCUUCCAGGUAUUACUGCCUCUUCCACUGAUGUUGUGAAACCUGCAAGUUCUUCUUCAGCUAACCAGGGGAUAGGAGACAAAGUCUAUGCCCGUCAGAUGGUCCGCACCGAUUCCAGAGACCAGAAACUAGAUGCUUUCCUUCAGCCAGCUGAUAAAUCUAAGACUUCUGGACUUGCUGCAAUGGCAGCAGGGGAAAGCAAUAGCAAGCAGACCUGCAAGGAGAUUGGACCACAAGAUGCUGAGAUGGAAGAAUGCAGUGACUUUAAUGUAAGAACUACAAGAGUGGAAACUGUGCAGAAACCAGAAGGGACAAUGGAAAGACAACAGACGUCUCCUGAAGAUACACAUGCUAGCAAAAAACAGCGAAUAGAUGGUGAUGUGGAAAUGGAGGAAGAUGCAAGACGGGACCUGACUGCUGCUUGCACCCCUAGAAGGAGAAUUAUUAACCUGACAAGUGUUUUAACCCUUCAAGAAGAAAUUAGUAACCAGGCUCAUGCAGGCCUUCAAGAGAUGCUUCGCAAUCACUCCUUUGUUGGAUGUGUUAAUCCUCAGUGGGCACUAGCGCAGUAUCAGACAAAACUGUAUCUUUUGAAUACCACAAAACUCAGUCAAGAAAUGUUCUACCAGAUCCUUGUUUACGACUUUGGAAACUUUGGUGUUCUGAGGUUGUCAGAACCUGCUCCUCUCUAUGAUCUAGCCAUGCUAGCCUUGGAGAAUGCUGAAAGUGGUUGGACAGAAGAAGAUGGUCCAAAAGAAGGCCUUGCUGAAUACAUUGUUGACUUUCUAACAAAGAAAAGCGAAAUGCUGAAAGACUACUACUCACUUGAAAUUGAUACGGAUGGGAAUCUUACAGGAUUACCGCUUCUGAUAGAUAAUUAUGUCCCCUUGUUGGAAGGUUUACCUAUGUUUGUUCUUCGACUGGCCACAGAGGUAAACUGGGAUGAAGAAAAAGAAUGCUUUGAAAGUCUCAGUAAGGAGUGUGCUUUGUUGUAUUCCAUUAGAAAGCAGCAUAUAAUGGAUGAGUCGGAUCUUGAUGUUCAACAGGCUGACAAAUUGGGACCUAAUAUGCACUCAUGGAAAUGGACAGUGGAACACGUGCUUUACAAAGCUUUUAAGGCAUAUCUUUUGCCUCCUAAGAACUUUACAGAAGACGGCAACAUUUUGCAGCUUGCUAAUCUACCAGACUUGUACAAAGUCUUUGAGAGGUGUUAAAUAUAAAUGUAUGAAUAAAGGAUCACACCUAUUUAUUAA